Anopheles coustani is the source of this 570-nucleotide messenger RNA. Its product is annotated as ras-like GTP-binding protein RhoL. The transcript has 4 exons. Gene Ontology annotation, biological process: small GTPase-mediated signal transduction. Bases 1 to 570 code for a protein of 189 amino acids. Lineage: Eukaryota; Metazoa; Arthropoda; Insecta; Diptera; Culicidae. Gene Ontology annotation, molecular function: GTP binding; GTPase activity. The record is from RefSeq and is a predicted model, not a curated record.
AUGACCACACGGAUAUUCAACAUCGUGGUGGUGGGGGACGGUGCGGUUGGGAAAACUUGCCUUUUGCACGCGUACACCGACAAGUCGUUUAAAAACUUCUACGAACCAACGAUAUAUGAUAAGGAAUCGAUUGAAAUGAUACUCGAUGGGCAGAAGUAUACCAUUCAGCUGCACGAUACGGCCGGCCAGGAAGAGUAUGACAAAAUACGGCAGCAGUUUUACAAAAGGGCGGACUGCUUUUUGCUCUGCUACAGCGUCGACAACAAAGUAUCCCUCGAGAAUGCCGUAACGAAAUGGAUUCCAGAAAUCAAGACUGACCCACCGAUACCGAUCGUUCUUGUCGGCACUAAACUGGACACGCGCCGUGGAAAGAGCGACGAGGUCACGACGGCCGACGGUGAGCGGCUGAAGCGCUCCGUAAACGCUAACUCGUUCGUCGAGUGCUCGGCAAAGGCGAACAUUAACGUGGAGCUGGCCGUCGAGGAAGGUGUGCGGGCGUGUCUGAUGGGUGUACCCGAGCCGGAACCCGAUGACCCUUGGGCGUGCUGCAGCUCCUGUUUGCCGUCCUAG